AUGGAGAUGCCCAGCGUGUCCGCGGCGAACCCUUCGGUGCCCCCCAGUUCGGUGGCGGCGGCGGCGGCGGCGGCCGCGGCGGCCAGCCUGCCGGUGAGCGUGGCCGGCAGCCUCCUGCGAGCGCCGCCGCUGCUCCUGCGAGCCGCCGAGAAGUACCCGCGCACGCCCAAGUGCGCCCGCUGCCGCAACCACGGCGUGGUGUCGGCGCUCAAGGGCCACAAGCGCUACUGCCGCUGGAAGGACUGCCUGUGCGCCAAGUGCACGCUGAUCGCCGAGCGCCAGCGCGUCAUGGCCGCCCAGGUGGCGCUGCGCCGGCAGCAGGCGCAAGAGGAGAACGAGGCCCGCGAGCUGCAGCUGCUCUAUGGCACCGCCGAGGGGCUGGCCCUGGCCGCGGCCAACGGCAUCAUCCCGCCGCGGCCCGCCUACGAAGUCUUCGGCUCGGUGUGCGCCGCGGACGGCGGCACGGGGGGUUCAGAGGUCAAACUGCAGAAGUUCGAGCUGUUCCCCAAGACGCUCCUGACCAACCGGGCCGUCACCCCUCAGCAGGCCAAGCCCUUGUCGCCGGAUGGAGCGGACGGCGCGCCAGGCACCUCAUCCCCGGAGCCCUCCCGCCACGGCUGCGGCUCGGGCUCGGAGAACGGCGACGGCGAGUCCUCCGUCAGUUCGCCCGUCUCCAAGGGCGCCAAGGACGGCAGCGGCGUCGGGGGCGAGGAGGAGAGCCCGGGCUCCAUCAGCCCGCUGGGCUCCGACUCCGGCUGUUCCGAGGCGGAGCGGGAAGAAGCGGGCGCCACUUCGCCGGGCCUGGCCGCGGUGGCGGCAGCGGCGGCGGCUGGCGGAAGCCGUCAGCAGCGGACGCCCUUGGACAUCCUGACGCGCGUGUUCCCCGCGCACAAGCGCAGCGUGCUGGAGUUGGUCCUGGCCGGCUGCGGCGGGGACGUGGUGCAGGCCAUCGAGCAGAUCCUCAACAACCACCACCACCACCACCACCACCACCCGCGAGGAGGAGGAGGAGGAGGAGGAGGAGGAGGAGGAGGCAGCCCAGGCCAGGGACUGGCCGCCGCCGCCUCCGGGCUGAGCUCGGCUGGGCCGGACAAGGCCAGCGACGAGAGCUGGGCGCGGGCUGCAGGAGACGCGCCGGGGACGCUGGGCGGCUUGCAGCCUUCGCCCGCCGCCGCCGCCGCCGCCGCCGCGCACCACCGCCCCCUGCUGGCGGGCGCCAUGACUCCCGCCAUCGGCGCGCUGGGCAGCCGCUCGGCCUUCUCGCCCCUGCAGCCCAACGCCACCCACUUCGGCGCGGCGGCGGCGGCUGAGGCCAGCGCGUACCCGCUGGGCACGCACCUGGGCUUGAGCCCGCUGCGGCUGGCCUACUCGGCGGCGGCGGCGCACAGCCGGGGCCUGGCCUUCAUGACACCCUACUCCACGGCCGGCCUCAUGCCCACGCUGGGCUUCCGGCCGCCCAUGGAGUACGCCUUCAGCGACCUCAUGCGGGACAGAUCCGCCGCCGCCGCCGCCGCUGCCGCCGCCGCCGCCGCCGCCAGUGCGCACAAGGAGCAGAGCUACCCGAACGGGCUCUACGGGCCCUUGGUCAACAGCGCGCAAGAGAAACAGUAG
Messenger RNA from Elgaria multicarinata webbii, 1611 nucleotides. It is a transcript of the gene DMRTA2, whose product is annotated as DMRT like family A2. Gene Ontology annotation, cellular component: nucleus. Gene Ontology annotation, molecular function: RNA polymerase II cis-regulatory region sequence-specific DNA binding; DNA-binding transcription factor activity, RNA polymerase II-specific; protein binding. The record is from RefSeq and is a predicted model, not a curated record. The transcript has 2 exons. NCBI's taxonomy places the organism in Eukaryota, Metazoa, Chordata, Lepidosauria, Squamata, Anguidae. Gene Ontology annotation, biological process: regulation of transcription by RNA polymerase II; sex differentiation. Bases 1 to 1611 code for a protein of 536 amino acids.